This is a messenger RNA of Gastrolobium bilobum, 1906 nucleotides long. RefSeq lists its product as uncharacterized. Lineage: Eukaryota; Viridiplantae; Streptophyta; Magnoliopsida; Fabales; Fabaceae. Gene Ontology annotation, biological process: mRNA splicing, via spliceosome. The record is from RefSeq and is a predicted model, not a curated record. Bases 180 to 1490 code for a protein of 436 amino acids. Gene Ontology annotation, molecular function: RNA binding. The transcript has 3 exons. Gene Ontology annotation, cellular component: U2-type spliceosomal complex.
AUUAGAAUCACAGAACAAAAAUAAACUGGGCAACGCUCAACCUUGAACGAGAGAGAGAGAGAGAGAGGGUUGCGUUGUUCGUGUAGCUGUGGGUUUCUUUGUCCCUGUAACUGGUUUGAAGGAGGAAACGUAACCGAAAGUAGGUUUUUCUGUUGGUGUUCAACUGUGGAAGAGGAACAAUGUCAGUGACUGCAGGUGUUAGUGAUACAAUAAUAGCUGUUAGGGAUAAGCUUAGAGGUAAAAUUGGCCAAACAAAAGUUAAGAGGUAUUGGCCUGGUAAAAUUCCUGAAUGGGCUGAUGAUGAGAAUGAAGAGGUUGUUGAUGUUAGGCCCACCAGGGAAGCUGCUUUGGAGAAAGCAUUUCCUCGUCAUGACGAUGAUACUACUAUUGUUAAAAAGGAUGAUAGUAGGUUGAAUCGUUUGGCCAAGAGUCGAAUAGAUAACCGUGAGGAAGUCAGGGCUGAUCAUCGUCGAAUUCGGCAGGCUGAGAUUGUUUCUAUCAUUGAAGAGGAGGCCAGGAGACAGGAAGGGUUGGAAUUGGAAGAGGAAGAUGAGAAUGCUUUGGCUGAACGAAGAAGACAACUUAAAGCAAAGUUGCUUCAAAGAGAGAAGGAAGAAGCGCUUCCUCAGGAAGAGGAGGAGGAGGAGGAGGAAGAAGAAGAAGAGGAGGAAGAGGAAUCUGAGUAUGAGACUGAUUCGGAUGAGGAAUAUACGGGAGUGGCUAUGGUGAAGCCUGUGUUUGUUCCCAAGUCGGAGAGAGAUACUAUUGCUGAGCGGGAGCGUCUUGAAGCUGAAGAGGAGGCCCUUGAGGAAGCAAGGAAAAGGAGAUUGGAGGAAAGGAGAAUUGAGACGAAGCAGCUUGUUGUUGAGGAGGUCCGGAAGGAUGAAGAAAUCCAGAAAAAUUUGGAAAUGGAGGCAAACAUUGCUGAUGUGGAUACUGAUGAUGAACUCAAUGAGGCAGAGGAAUAUGAAGCUUGGAAAGUGAGAGAGAUUGGUAGGAUCAAGAGGGAUAGGGAGGAUCGGGAAGCAAUAUUAAAGGCUAAAGAAGAGAUUGAGAAGGUGAGAAAUAUGACAGAGGAAGAGAGGAGAGAGUGGGAAAGGAGGAAUCCAAAACCUGCUCCACCAUCAAAGCAGAAAUGGAGAUUUAUGCAGAAAUACUAUCACAAGGGUGCUUUCUUCCAGGAUGAUUCUGACGAUCGAGCUGCCACUGUUGGGUCUGAUAAUAUUUUUGCACGUGAUUUCUCUGCCCCAACUGGGGAAGAUAAAAUGGAUAAGACAAUAUUACCCAAGGUUAUGCAAGUCAAGCACUUUGGUCGUAGUGGAAGAACUAAGUGGACCCAUCUUGUCAAUGAGGACACUACUGAUUGGAACAACCCGUGGACUUACAAUGAUCCACUUCGUGCAAAGUAUAAUGAGAAAAUGGCAGCAGUGAACGCACCUAUAGCAAAACCUAAAGGAAGCAAAAAAUUGAAGGAUUGGGAAUCUCGAUGAAUUUGAAGCUGUCCUUUCAGUUAUUAGAUUAUGGAGAAAUACCAGAUUCGAUAUGUCGUAUCCUAUGUAUGCUUGUGUUCUUUCUUAAGACAAAAGGUGAAGUAGUUCAUCAUGGCUUACGCAUGAUCAUUGAGGGCAGUUCAUGUAGAUUGUAAUUGGAAUUUAUGACUAGCUUAUCCGGAUAUUCUUUCUCAGUUAAUUAAUGGUAGCCGAUUAAGAGUUAUGUGGGUUUAACAGCUUAUGACUGUGACUUCCUUUCUUGUUUUGUCAUCACUUUGACUUUAUUACUGGUUACUUAUGUGGGUUUUAUGGAGUUUGUCUAUAUUGAUGUGUCGGGAACAUAUUAGGUCUGCGUUCGCUUGAAGUUCUAAAUUCUGGAUGAGCAAGACUUCAUAAUCAGCGUUCAGCAAAGUCAC